CGGUCACGACAGCUGAGAAGCUCGAUCGGCCACCCCAGACCCACCCUUUCUCUCUUUUCGACCUCUACCUCGACAACAAGCCAGGCGCUGUACAUGUCUCUGAGCAGGCUCUCUCCAUCCCAUCAUGUCAACAGAGGUCAAAUUUCGAGGCGCAAUGUCCAUCUUUCAUCGUCUGAACGGAAUACCAACGAACAAAGCGGGAGUCCGCGCCCUACGACGCUAGGUAUAGAGUCGGCUGUGAUGCGUCUAUUCGCGUCUACAAAGAAGUUGUUGGUAGCAUUGACACAGUGGAGUUUGAUGAAAGUGAACGAGGACUAUGUCAGCGAUGUAUACGUUCGGGUGGGAAAUGACUUCCAUGCAGCCAUAACAGCAUUUUCCCAGUUUAAUGUCGACAUGAGUGAGUUUUCUUCAUUUCCAGCCGACUUGCGGAAUGUCCUAGAGCAGUGUCUUGCUGAGGACCCUACACCCGAGAAUCUCGAAGUAUACCUUCCGACUGUGAAAAAGAUUACCAACGUACUCUCCGGUCUGCACGUAAAGCAAUCUGCUUGCCGUCGCCAGCUCUCUGACCAACGGCGGGGUUCCCAACAUGACAGCCGAACGGACAGUCGCUCGUCCUGCCGACCAAACUCUCGCCUGAGCCCACUCUCGAGGAGCACUGCGGAGGAUGGUGAAGGUCGGGGAACUGCUCCCCCUUCCAGCAGGAGGAAUAACGAGAAAGCGUCCCGCGGCCCGCUCAGUCCCGUCGGGGAGGUUUCCUUUGAAAGUUUAUCAUACCCCGAACAGACAUCUUACACAUCCCAUAAAUCAUCGUCAUCACACCGCCCGCCUGUUCCAUCCAAACCUCCUCCAGUCGUCGGCUCUUCCCCUUCAAAGUCUUCUUCUCAGCGAACUUCCACAACGGAGACGAGGCGUCACGCAUAUGUAUGCUUACCACGGCCGCCGUCUCCGGAUGUCAUUGUUGAACCCCCGAGUCCGGAAAGCCAAGAAGAAGCAUCAAAUAACCGCGACCUUCCGUCGACUGACGCCGCGACUCCCGACGUGGUAGAUUCACUUGUGGCUCUAAAUCAAAGUGAUAUUCUUGAACGCCGGGCUUCAAAGCGAUACUCAUCCUACAAUAUUUCUAAAAUGAUUGACUCUACGCGAGAAAAAUUCAUGGGCAAGACGCGCUCCAUGUUGGUCUCGCCUGCGUUGACGCCGAGGGAGCUGGCAGCUCUUGCUAAUCUAGAAGAUGACAGUGCUUCUCCUUCUUCCUCUUCUCCCGGACCGCCUCUCGGCCGAGGGUCUGUUUUGUCUUCUCUUUCCCCUUCGCUCGGUACAAUUUUACAGUCACCAGCACGCCCAAUAUCUCCGUCAAAAACUCGCACGCCCAAUCGCACGCCCAACCGCACUCCCAACCGUACUCCGGAACCACCGGAACGUCCUCCAUCCCCAAAGAAACCAUCAACUUCAAUUCUCGGCAGGGGAUGUCCACCCGUUUCGUCAAAGUUGACUGUCUUCCUACAAGUCGAUAAAGAAGUGAAGAAAACUGUAAUUGAACGCGGUCUGUCGCUGCCUUCGAUUCGAUUGCUAUUCGUCGACCGUUUCUCCUACAAUCCCAGUGCUGAUAUUUUCCCUGCCAUCUACAUUCGUGAUCCCUCGAGCGGUGUACGGUACCAGCUGGAAGAUGUAAACGAGAUUCAAGACAAAUGUUUACUUUCAUUGAAUAUCGAACCCCUCGACCAGGUUAAACAACACAUGGAUACGCAAAUUUUGACCUUAUCUGAGGAUAUGAAAGAGUUGAAGUCUGCUGUCAACAGAAUUAGCACGCAGUCCCUCAUGUACAGCCCCAUAGCUGAGAGUGCCCCCUCGACUCCCCCACCGGUUUCCGCUCGCCUGUCACGGUUCACUGGUUCAAACUUCUUCCCUGCCACUCCGCCUCAGACUCCUUCCACCUCCAGUCAGGCGUUGAAACCGCAGUUGACGUCUACUGAAUAUCCUCCUCGCGCCAUGGCCGAGCUGAGGACCCAGUUUGACGAGGUACAAUCCUUACGGAGGGAUCUGGGCGUCAUGAGACAGCUCUACACUGAUUUCAUGAAGCAAACCAAGGAUUCUUUGGGCAAUCUGCGUACGCAGACUCAAACAGUGAAACAACUAGCCAAUGCCAGUGUUGGCGGCGAUCGUGCUAUUGUUGACGCCGGCAAGAAGGCUCUCGAUUCUCGGAGCCAGAAUAUUUUGACAGAGGUGGAGAGACUGCAGGAUGCGAUUGAUGCUGUGAAGGCCGACGUAUUGAAGAAACACAUAACGCCCAAGCCGCAAUACAUGAAGUCGAUCCGGAAGGAUGCAGACGCGGCGGCAUCCGAGCUAGAGAGCCUCAAGGAGCACCUCGCGACGAUCAAGCCCAUGUGGAAGAAGACGUGGCGAGAAGAGCUCCAGAAUAUCGUCGAGGAGCAAGAGUUCCUCAAUCAUAACGAAGAGCUCCUUAGUGAUCUUCUGGAGGAUCAUAAAGCUUUGGGGGAGGUCCUGGGACAUCUAGAGCAGGUCGUUACCAUGGGAUCACAUAGGGGACGGGGACGCCCUCCUGUGGUCCGCACGGAAGGCAAGGGUGAUCUGGGCACCGUGUUGAUGCAGAUACGAAGCGCGGCUGUAGAUCCGGACAAGCGUCUGAAAGCCAUAGAGGAGAGCCAGAAGAAUCGGGAGAAAGAGAUGGCUAAGAAUCGGCCAGACGACAAUCUACAGGCCAAGUUGACGGAGUUUGUUGGCGGGAAGAAGUUGAAACUAACGGGUGGAGUGGAGGAAGUGGAACGGCUGAGGCAAAAGCGGAGUGAUCAGGCGUUAAAGACCAUGUUCAAUGGCGCUCAGGCGGGUUUGAACAGUCCUUGAAUUCUCGUGUUUCUUCUGUGCGUUGUUAAAAUCCUUGUAGCGAUUUCUUGGUUAUACCAGUACAUAUGUAGAUUUGCUUAUCUAGUCGGACUUUUGUAUAUCUUCGGACUAUUGUAUAUUCUAGGAUCGUGCUCCUAUGUAACACCUAAUCUCGUAGUAUGUUCUCAAUAGCUAGUGUUGGUAGCAAGUCGGUAGCAGUUAUGUUGUAUUGUGCAUUGAAGAUGCGGCAGGACUGCUUCUAAAUUUAGAUCUUGAGCGCUGUUUCGCCUAAAUUUAGGUUCCCAUUCACUUCGCACCCUG
Desarmillaria tabescens is the source of this 3159-nucleotide messenger RNA. RefSeq names its product actin interacting protein 3-domain-containing protein. The transcript has 4 exons. Gene Ontology annotation, biological process: establishment of cell polarity. Gene Ontology annotation, molecular function: cytoskeletal regulatory protein binding. Gene Ontology annotation, cellular component: cell tip; cytoplasm. NCBI's taxonomy places the organism in Eukaryota, Fungi, Basidiomycota, Agaricomycetes, Agaricales, Physalacriaceae. The coding region runs from base 94 to 2859 and encodes 921 amino acids. The record is from RefSeq and is a predicted model, not a curated record.